Molecule: messenger RNA, 156 nt
Organism: Sphenostylis stenocarpa
Lineage: Eukaryota; Viridiplantae; Streptophyta; Magnoliopsida; Fabales; Fabaceae
Source: the annotation of a GenBank genome assembly
AUGGCUUUCAUAUCAGAGAACGUUCACCCUCAGGUUUCAUCAUCAAACACCUCUAUCUUCUUCUGCAAUAACACCUCUCAGAUCUUCCUAACACAACAGAACAUCGAAAAGAGGGUGUAUGAAAACAGUAUCUAUGAGGUGUACGACAACAACUAA